This is a messenger RNA of Recurvomyces mirabilis, 1146 nucleotides long. RefSeq lists its product as uncharacterized. The coding region runs from base 1 to 1146 and encodes 381 amino acids. Gene Ontology annotation, cellular component: membrane. Gene Ontology annotation, biological process: transmembrane transport. Lineage: Eukaryota; Fungi; Ascomycota; Dothideomycetes; Mycosphaerellales; Teratosphaeriaceae. The transcript is spliced from 3 exons. The record is from RefSeq and is a predicted model, not a curated record. Gene Ontology annotation, molecular function: transmembrane transporter activity.
AUGCAAGGUAUCGCUAACGCCAUGACGGUGCCGACUAGUAUAUCCAUCGUCUCGACUUCCGUGGCCGAUGGCAAACCAAGGAAUCUGGGUUUUGCAUGUCUUGGUUUAUCGCAACCACUUGGCUUCUCGGUCGGGCUGGUUCUCGGAGGUGUCUUUGUGGAUACACUCGGGUGGAGGUCUGGAUUCUACAUUGGAGGCGGGCUGAGCUUUCUUCUGUUUGUCAUGGCUAUCUGGGCUCUACCUUCGCCUCCACCCGCUGCUCCUACGCUUUCACAGAAGUCAACCUUGCAACGGCUAGUGCAAGAUGUUGACUGGGUAGGCGCUGGCAUAGCUUGUACCUCUAUAGCUCUAUUCUCAUUUGUCUUAGCUAUGCUCUCCUCAGAAAUAGACAACAUACGUCGCGCCAGCAAUAUCAUCUUACUCGUAUUCAGCGUCGCCUUGGCGCCCGCCUUCGCUUUCUGGAUGAACAGGCAAGAGAAGCGAAACAAGCCCGCUUUGAUCCCAAACAGCAUCUGGAAGAAUUCGGCUUUCACAAGUAUCUGCCUCAUGGUACUUCUAGUGUACGGUGUGCAGAACAGCAUUGAGCUCUUCUCCAGUCUUUUCUUCCAAAAAGUCCAAUUUACAUCGGCUCUAGGGGCCUCCCUCCGUCUCCUCCCCAACCUCCUUUGCGGCGUCGCCAUAGAGCUGAUCACAGGCCUCAUCAUCAACAAAGUCCCCGCUAUGGUCGCGGUCUUAGCCUCUGCCGCCUUGGCCGCCAUUGCGCCUCUACUAAUGGCCAUCAUCAACCCCAAGUGGCCCUACUGGUACGACGCCUUUCCCGCUCAGAUCCUUGCGCCCGUCAGUGGCGACGUCCUCUUCACAGUAGGACUCAUCAUAGUAUCUGCGUCAUUCCCACCCCAGACACAAGGGUUGGCCGGUGCCGUGUUCAAUACUGUUGCGCAGAUUGGGACGUCUAUUGGGCUGACGGUACUGAGUGUGAUCUCUACUGCGGUCACGAAGGAGAAUGGUAGUGAGGAGUCUGUGCCAGCGAUCAUGAAGGGAUAUCGGGCUAGCUUUUGGACAUUGUUUGCUAUGAUGAUCUUGGCUACAGGUAUUGGAGGCGUAGGGUUGCGAAAGUUGGGCAAGGUGGGUGAGAAGAGGGAUUAG